AUGAGAGGAGCUGGAGGCUUCUAUAAAGGGACAAGUACUGAACAAACUCCUUUUUUUGGAGAUAAAGAAAAAAAGUUAAUUGAAAAAAUGACAUGGCCAGAAAUUUAUAAUCGCAAAAUUGAUGUAUCUAAAAUUAAUUUUAAUGUAGUAGAAAAAUGGAUAAAUAAAAGAUUAACUGAAAUUUUAGGUUUCGAAGAUGAUAUUUUAUUUGAUUACUGCUUAUCUCAAUUAAAAUAUUCAAAGGAGAAAAAAGAUGAUGAAGAACAAAAUUAUUUGAACUCGAAAAAAUUAAAAAUAAAUUUGACUGGUUUUAUAGGUAACAAGAAAAGUGAAAUUUUUGUUAAAGAAUUAUUAGAAUUAUUGAUAUCUAAUGAAGGAAAUGAUGAAAAUACUUUAAACUCAUUAAUUGAAAACAAAAAAAAUGAGAUAGAAGAGGUUAAAAACCAAAAUGAAAUUAUAAAAAAAAAUAUAGAAAGUAUUAAAAAUAUCUAUAUUGAAAAUGAAAAUAUAAAAAAAAGUGAAUAUUCCCAUAAGGAAAGGCAUGAAGUAGAUGAAGGCAAUGAAAAUGAUAAUGUUGAAAAUUUUAAAAAUAAGCAUAAAGAUAGAGUUAAAAAACACAAUAAAAAUUCUCCUGAUGAAAAUAAUAAUUAUAAUAAAAAAGAAAGAGAUGAGCAUGUAAGUUUAUCAUAUACACAGUCAUCUUUAUCAUAUCAAGGUUCAAAUUCAGAUUUAAAUUCAAAUUUAAAUUCAGAUUCAGACUCAAGCUCAGAUUAUUAUAAAAAUGAAAAAAAUAGAAAAUAUAAACAUAAAAAACAUUUAAAAAAAAAAAGAAAUAAGCAUAGUAGCAAAUAUACAUCGAGUGAUGAUAGUACAUCUAAUACAUUAUCAUAUAGUGAUAUAUCAGAGUAUAAGAAGAGAAGAAAAUCAAGUUCUUCAAGUUAUGAGAGAAAAAGUAAUGAAAAAUAUUAUAGUAAAUCUAAUAUAGAUAAAAAAAGAAAAAGAAAAAGAGAAAAAGAAAGAGAAAGAGAAAGAGAAAGAGAAAAGAGAAGAAAAAGAGAUAGAGAAAUAGAGAGAAAAAAAGAGAGAGAAAGAGAAAGAGAAAGAGAAAGAGAAAGAGAAAGAGAAAGAGAAAGAGAAAGAGAAAGAGAAAGAGAAAUAGAGAGAGAAAGAGAAAUAGAGAGAAAAAAAGAGAGAGAUAGAGAAAGAGAAAGAGAAAGAGAAAUAGAGAGAAAAAAAGAGAGAGAUAGAGAAAGAGAAGACAAAAAAAGAAGAAAAAGAGAAAGAGAGAGAAAAAAAGAUAGAGAUAGAGAUAGAGAAAUGAGAAAAAAAAAAGAGAAAGAAAGAAAAAAGUUAAAAGAAAUAUAUGAUAAUAAAAUGAAAUCAAAUAGCGUAUCAGACAAUGAUGAAAAUAGUGAUCGCACAAUAUUAAAAAAAAAUGAAGAUAAGUAUUACUUAAAAGAGAAUAGUUCUACUAGCUCAGAAAAAAGUAAUUCGAUUAGUGAUUCAUCAGAAUCUUUAAAAGCUAUUAAAAGUAAACAGAAGAAAGAAGUUGAUGCAGAAAGUAACAAAAAUCAUAAAAAUUCUAUAAUGGAAAAAAAAGACUGUUCUUUAAAAUAUUGUAAAGAGAGCAAAAUAAAAGAAAUAGACAGUAUACUAAAGAAAAAAAGUUACAAAAAUUCUAAAAAAAAAUUAAGAGCAUGGUCAUCGUCAGAAAGUGAAAACAUAGAAGAAAAAUAG
Molecule: messenger RNA, 1737 nt
Organism: Plasmodium relictum
Lineage: Eukaryota; Apicomplexa; Aconoidasida; Haemosporida; Plasmodiidae
Product: pre-mRNA splicing factor, putative
Exons: 6
Coding region: 1-1737 (578 amino acids)
Biological process (GO): mRNA processing; regulation of mRNA splicing, via spliceosome
Cellular component (GO): spliceosomal complex
Molecular function (GO): RNA binding
Source: RefSeq, a predicted model, not a curated record